CGGACCGAACCGAACCGACCCCACCCCAACCAGUGCGCCUCGCGGUCGCGGCCUGACCUGAGCACUCCGCGGGAGGGAGGAGGACUCGGCACCGGCUGGCAGCCGCUGCCUCUACUGCUCUCGUCUCCGGCGACCGAUUCGCGCUCCACUCCCUAGCGGAAACAUGAUCGUCUGCGUCGCCGUUGUCGGCCACCAGAACAACCCGCUGUACCUGCAAAGCUUCACGGAGGCGGAUGACGCCCUCAAGCUCCACCACAUCGUCCACUGCUCCCUCGACGUCAUCGAUGAGCGAGUAAACAAUCCUAAAAGGAGCGCGCCUACAUUGAAUGAGACAUUUUUGGGUCUUCUAUACCCGACUGAAAACUACAAAGUGUAUGGCUAUUUGACAAACACGAAGGUCAAAUUUCUUAUGGUCACAACCGACCUUGAUGUCAAAGAUGCAGAUGCCAGAAAUUUUUUCAGGAAGUUCCAUGCCGCAUAUGUAGAUGCCAUCUCGAACCCCUUCCAUGUCCCAGGGAAGAAGAUCGCUUCAAGAAGCUUUGGCGCAAGAGUAAGCACCAUCGUGAAGUCCUUCGGUUCAGGAACAACCGGAUGAGUGCCACUUUCGUCAGACUUCCUGUAAUCAAACAUUGUGCUUUCCCCCGAUCGACUGAUCGGUGGUUUACUCCCCAUUGUGUACUGCUUAUAUGUUGACCAAGAUGCUAGUUUCAUGGUACUAAAGAAAGAAAGAUGGCUGUUCAUUCA
Phragmites australis (common reed) is the source of this 744-nucleotide messenger RNA. RefSeq lists its product as uncharacterized. Lineage: Eukaryota; Viridiplantae; Streptophyta; Magnoliopsida; Poales; Poaceae. Bases 164 to 595 code for a protein of 143 amino acids. The record is from RefSeq and is a predicted model, not a curated record. Gene Ontology annotation, cellular component: cytoplasm; nucleus; TRAPP complex. Gene Ontology annotation, biological process: endoplasmic reticulum to Golgi vesicle-mediated transport. The transcript has 5 exons.